This is a messenger RNA of Callorhinchus milii (elephant shark), 3617 nucleotides long. RefSeq names its product poly(ADP-ribose) polymerase family member 9 (gene parp9). The record is from RefSeq and is a predicted model, not a curated record. Gene Ontology annotation, cellular component: cytoplasm; nucleus. Gene Ontology annotation, molecular function: NAD+ poly-ADP-ribosyltransferase activity; ubiquitin-like protein ligase binding; transcription corepressor activity. The transcript is spliced from 12 exons. Gene Ontology annotation, biological process: positive regulation of type II interferon-mediated signaling pathway; negative regulation of gene expression. Lineage: Eukaryota; Metazoa; Chordata; Chondrichthyes; Chimaeriformes; Callorhinchidae. The coding region runs from base 98 to 3055 and encodes 985 amino acids.
AGGAGAGAGAAAGUGCGGAAGAGAAAGAGGAUUUCGAUCUCAAAAAGAGUAGUCUGGAGUUUGGAGAGAAGGGAUCUGAGUGAGUGUCAGCGCGAACAUGGCAGUGUCAUUCCCUGACGGCAGACCGUCCCUGGUCGUGAGUUGGGAAGAAAAUAUCAAGUUUGAGGACCUGCAGUCGGCUAUUGACGAGCACUUCAACCAACUGGCGUUUAACAUCGGAACAACCUGCGAUGUGCAGCAGCUGCAGUCCCGCCAAGCCCUGGUGUCCAUGGGGUUAGCGGCCAGAGAAGUCCUACACACCAUGGUGACUCUUGGGAACACGUCAGUCCUGUUUAGAAAUAAACAAAUCAGACUCUUCAUUGAUAUCCCUAAUGCUGACCUGGAUAUUUCAGUUCCCAUGGAGCAGGGUCCAGACAACUUUACAACUCCAAAGGGUCCCACCACUCGAGUCCAACAAGGUAAUCUGAAUUUGGAAGAAGUCUAUAUUGAUAUUUCACUUGAAGAUAACGUUGCUCAGCUCCUUCAGCCUAAUGAGAAUAUAUUAAAUUAUAUCAUGGAAGCAAAAUUUGGUUGCCUUGCUAUACUGUGCUUAGAAAACACAGAAACAAAGACCGAAACUAGCACGGCGAAUCAAUCCGUUAAAGAGUCAAUUUCACAUGCUUUGCCUCCUGGAGUUUGGUAUAGGAAGUAUCUACCAGAAGGUGUUACUGUUGCUGUAGUAAUAGAUGAUCUGACAAGGUAUAAGGUAGAUGCCGUAGUAAAUGCUGCCAAUGAAAGCUUACGACACGCUGGUGGACUUGCUAAUGCUUUGGCAAGAACAGCUGGACGUCAAAUUGAACUUGAAUGUAAUGACAUUAUUAAACGACAGGGGAAGGUUCAAACCGGUACUGCAGUAGUCACCACCUCUGGGCGACUUCCAUGUAAGAAGGUCAUUCAUGCAGUUGGACCUGUUUGGAAAAAUUAUUCACCUGCUGAAAAUGACACUCUACUCAGUAAUGCCAUCAGAAAUAGUCUUAACCAAGCAAAUAUAAACAAAAUGACUUCUAUUGCCAUACCUGCAGUGAGUUCUGGAUUAUUUGGCUUCCCAUUAAAAAGAUGUGCAGAAGUUAUAGUAAGAACAAUUGAAACUUUUUACAAGACCAUAAAGACAACAGAUACUCUGAAAGACAUUCGUUUGGUAAAUUUUGAUGACUUAACAGUGACAGCAAUGAAGAAUGCGUGCAUAAAUAUACUUGGUGAAAUGAAUGAACUCAAAAGUUCAUCUGCUAUAUUUUUGACACGUGAUAACGUUCGUAUCUACAAACUCAAUAUACGAAUCAAGAGAGAAAACAUUGAAGACCAGCGAUGUGACGUGAUUGUGAAUUCCAUAUCCAAAAACCUAAAUUUGGAAUCUGGAACUAUUUCUAAAGCAAUUCAGAAGAAAGCUGGCCCGGAACUUGAAAAAGAAAUUUCAAGAAUUAUAAAGACAAAUUUAUUGCCUUUGGGCAAAGUAGUAAAAACUCCAGGAUUUCAACUUAACUGCAAGUAUUUGUACCAUGCAGUGUGUUAUGAGCAGGCCAAGGCUUUGCCUGAAAUGAUUUUGCAGAAAAUUGUAGGCUCAUGUUUGGAACUUGCAGAUAGAGAUGAUCUUUCCUCUAUUGCAUUUCCUGCAAUAGGUAGCUCAAGUUUACCAAAAGCAAAGGUAGCAAAGAUUUUCGUGGAUGAAGUUGUCAGUUUUGCUGAACAAAAUCGAAACACCAAACUGAAUGAUGUUUUCUUUGUGCUUCAAACAACAGAAACAGAGAUUUAUGAGGCUUUUCUACAGGAGAUAAGUAUCGUAAAACGCUUAACUCAAGGAAUUUCAGAGCCCUCAACAGCUGCAGAAACCUUAGGUGGUCCGAAUUUAAAAACUACCAAACGUAAUGAGAAUAAAACAUACCUUUCACUUCGUGCCAAAGAUUAUCCAACUUUGGAAUGUGCCAAACAUUGGUUUACGAAAAACAUUCUGGAACCUCAAGGCCAUUUUAUCAUAAAUAAUCAGAACAUCUGUUACAUUACAGUACAGGAAUAUGCAGCCUUAUCAAACAUUAAAACUGAGUAUGCGAUAGACAUCGCAGGAAAAAUAACUGACUCUGGGGUACAGAUUGUUUUAAAUGGGCCUCGCUUGAUGGUACUGAAUGCAAUACUCAAUAUAGAAAAAAUGCUUUGCGAAGUACAGGAAAAAAAUACAAAGAAACGAGAAGCUGAGCUAUUGCAGUCCCUAGUCUAUUGGGUCUUCAAAGAUGGGGGUAACAUAAUUGAGUAUGAUGCUGAAGUGAACUUUGCCUUAGAAAAGGCUUUCCUGGAUAAAGAGCCAAUUGUAAGCGUUGAAAUGAAUGGUACUAAGCACACAGUAAAUUUACUACAGGGGACAGCAUCGAGAGACAAAAAACGUUCAGUGAAGGUUGAAAGACACUAUAAAGGUCAUGAAGAUUAUGUGAACAGUGUUCCAAGUAACUGGGUUACAAUCACUGGCCUAAAUUUUCAGAAUGUAUUAAUAGAUCCAAGCACCCAUGAAUUCAACAAAACGAAAAAGGAAUUUUCAAAUGCGGGUUUUAACAUUGUGGAGAUUGAAAGCAUACAGAAUCCGGUUUUGUGGAAUUGCUACAUACGUAAAAAAGAAAUUGGACAGACGAAACCUCCAGGGAAUGAUACCAGAGUUGUUUCACUGUACCAUAGAUCACCAGCCCAUUUAUGGAGAGUGAUAUGUAGAAAUGGAUUUCAGAGAAUAUACUCAAAGCAAUCUGAGAGGAAGUACGGUGAAGGGAUCUACUUCAGUACCAAUGUGAGAAAUGUAUUGAGAGGCCAUAGUGAAAUCAGUGAUGAAGAGAAAAUUAUUUACAUCUUUGAAGCAGAUGUUUUUGUCGGCAAAUACGCACAAGGGAGUCAAUCACUUCUUUUACCCCCCACCAGAAAAUCUGAAACUUUUGAAUUAUUUGAUAGUGUCGUGGAUGACAAACGUCUACCCAAAACGUACGUUAUUUUCAACAGUUCUCAAGCUUAUCCAAAGUAUCUUAUAAAAUGUGAGAGAAAAUAAGUACAUUGAUUUAUCAUGUUAAUGUGGUAAAGGCAAAAAUUAUAGACUUCUUGAUGAUGUGCAAAUGCUUAGUAUUGUAACAUACAUCUGGUCAACUUCACUUAUAAAUGGCAUAAACUUAUGGGCCUUCUGAUAGAGAAGUAAUGGAAUACAAUGUACUUUCUUGCACACGUUUGACAUAUUCAAUUUAUUUUCUAUCUAUAAUGGCUUAAGUGACAAACUGUUUUGCACCUUUUUAAAUGACUGAAAAGAGUUUUUAGUUUUAUUUUGCUCCAAAUUUUUUGGAGUGCAGCCAUCAUUUACAAUGAAUUACUUGAAUUAACAAACUUAAAAAACUUAUUCUUCAGGUGAAAAUGGGGUUUAAGAUUAUUAAAUCUGAAUUGCUGUGUUAAUUAUGACUUCUAGUUUUGAACUAUAGGAUUGUGAAAUUUACCUGUGGGAAUGAAUUCCAAUAAAAGUCAGCUAUCAAAACACUGGCUGAAAUUACUGAAGUGAGUGGUUUUGAUGUGGAUGGGUCUGACUGAUUUUUUUUACCAAAAAGGAUUAAAUAAUCCUAGAUGGU